Molecule: messenger RNA, 990 nt
Organism: Rhinichthys klamathensis goyatoka
Lineage: Eukaryota; Metazoa; Chordata; Actinopteri; Cypriniformes; Leuciscidae
Exons: 5
Coding region: 1-693 (230 amino acids)
Molecular function (GO): ubiquitin-protein transferase activity
Source: RefSeq, a predicted model, not a curated record
AUGAGCCAGUCAUCACAGAGAGACAUGAGAGACUGCCCAGACCAAGAUGUAGUCGAUAUUGUUUCUCUGCUUGAAGAGCCACGGAAUCUAACAGAUGUGGAACGAUACAAAGUGAAUGAUCUUGCUUUUAGCUGGGACUUGCCAACAUUAACUACAGAAAACCGGAAGUGGCUUGCAGAAACCAUUCUUCAACAUGCGGUUAUUGGUCGUAGAGAGAAGCAGAUGAAACAAAUCAAACGGGGUCUGAAGGAUACUGGGGUCCUGCUCAUGAUAAAGGAACGCCCUUCUCUCAUCUCAGUGCUGUUCCCAAGAGCUGUUGACAAAAUCAUCCUUCCUGAAAUGGUUUUAGAAAGAGUUAUAUGGCCAAUGACGCAGAAUGAGGACGAGGAGGAUGAAGAUGAGGAUGAUCAAGAGGUUCCUCUGGAGUUGAAAUGCCAGAUGGCAUCGUACCUCAGGAUGUACAUUGAAAAUGCUACAGCAUUGGAUAUUGAGCAGCUUGUUACAUUUUGGGUGGGUUGGGCAAUCCUCCCACAACAUCUCUAUGUGGAGGUGUCUAACUCCAUCAAAAUGCCCACUGCAUUCACAUGCACAGAGAAAAUAAAACUGCCUUCUCACUACACUAACUAUAUGGACUUUCAGGCGGACUUAAAAGCAGCAGUGUCCACAAGUGAAAGUGGAUUUGGAUUAAUUUAAUCAUUUGGAGAGUUCCUGGGAUUUUUAAAUGAAGAGGCCAGUAUGCUCCCUGCCAUCAGGCUUUUAACUGGACCGUUUAUUGAGAGAAAAAAUGAAAAUGAAUGAAUUAAAAUGAAACUAAAUACUACAUGAUUUUAUAAUUUCAUGUCCAUUUAUUUAUUUGUUGCAAGUUACAUAAUUUGUAACUUAAAGAUGAAAUGUUAUGUUAAAAAGGUAAAUGUACUAGUACUUUAAUAUUUUUAAUAUGUGUAUUUGUAAGUUUAAUCAAAUGUAAUUACCAGCCAGUGCAUCAGAAAA